Messenger RNA from Acanthoscelides obtectus, 914 nucleotides. The record is from the annotation of a GenBank genome assembly. Lineage: Eukaryota; Metazoa; Arthropoda; Insecta; Coleoptera; Chrysomelidae.
AUAUAUAUAUAUAUAUAUAUUAUCCGAUCCCAAUACCCCGAAGUCGCGAGCUAGAUUCCCUAUCGAUUCGAGGCUAGAAUAAUUUUUGCCGCGAUCGCCGACCUGAUUGAGUGGCUCGCUACGUCAUACCCCCCACGCGCUUACGAGUUUUAUACGGGAUUUUAACACGCGAGGUGGCGAAAUAAUUUUUAGCCAGUCCCGAUUUACGUGUGUACGAAAUCGCUUCAUCGCGUCCCCGUGCCGCCGUUCGGGGGUUCAAAAAGUUUAAAAUGGCAAAUGAAGUACAAAAUUUGUUAAAAGAUGCAGCGGAAAAGACAUGGACAAGAACUGGAUUUAAAGAUUUAAAGCAUAUAAACCAGAAAAUUAGUAAGCAUGAAAAUUCGGCUCGUCACAUGAUUUGUUCGACAGAAUUAGCUUUAUUGGGAACAGCUAGUAUCGCUGCUCAGUUAGAUUCCGCUUACAGGCAAAAUAUUAUUAAGCACAACGAGCAAGUGGACAAAAAUAGAUAUCUUUUAAAAAGAAUAAUAAACUGUAUAAAGUUUUGCGAUAAAUUGGAAUUAGCGUUAAGAGGGCACGACGAAAGUGAAGACUCUGAAAAUCGUGGCAUUUUUCGAGAGUUGAUUAAUUUUACGUCCGAACUGGAUACAAUAUUAAAGGAACAUUUAAAAAGUGCGACACUGUUUAAGGGUACUUCUAAAACAGUACAAAAUGAAAUACUAGAUAGUAUGUUGGAAGUCUGCCAACAAGAAAUUCGACAGCAAAUUAAUGCAGCAGAGUUUUUAGCUAUACAGUGCGACGAAACAACAGAUAUUUCACAUCAUUGUCAAAUGGUAAUGAUAUUUAGAUAUCUCCAUGAAGGUGAAAUACAAGAAAGAUUUUUGGCGUUUUUUGAGCGUUACGGACAAGACAGCUGA